AUGAGCUGCUGGAGUCUUGAAGAGGAACAAGAUGUGCCAGCCGGAACGCUCAGCCCCCUGCAGGUCAGUGCAGUGGCCAAGCUACGCUUCGUGUCUGGGGACACAGCUGGACGCCCGGAGUCCUCAGCCCGGUGGCUGGGUACGGUCUUAACGUCACCCGCCAUUACCGGCCGCUUCAAAUGUGCCACGCACCGUCUGGUCUUCCACAACAAGGCCCCCCUGCCCGAGGGCAUCCGCGUGGGCACUGUCCUGAGAAUCCGAGGCGUCGUCCCUGACCAGGCUGGCAGGUUCUACGUCAACCUGCUGUGCAGCGAGGACGAGGGCGCGGACGCCGCGCUGCACUUCAACCCGAGGCUGGACGCGUCUGAGGUGGUCUUCAACACCAAGGAGGAGGGCAAGUGGGGGCGCGAAGAGCGGGGCCGCGGCAUCCCCUUCCAGCGCGGGCAGCCCUUCGAGGUGCUGCUCAUCGCCACGGACGACGGCUACAAGACGGUGGUCGGCGACGACGAGUACCUCCACUUCCGCCACAGGCUGCCGCCCUCGCGCGUGCGCAUGGUGGAGGUGGGCGGGGACGUGCAGCUGCACUCGCUCAAGAUCUUCUGA
Molecule: messenger RNA, 603 nt
Organism: Psammomys obesus (fat sand rat)
Lineage: Eukaryota; Metazoa; Chordata; Mammalia; Rodentia; Muridae
Gene: Lgals7
Product: galectin 7
Exons: 5
Coding region: 1-603 (200 amino acids)
Molecular function (GO): carbohydrate binding
Source: RefSeq, a predicted model, not a curated record